CGCGGGGUUGCCCUUGGUGCGUCCGGGUGGACUCAGGGUGGGUCCGGGCACACCUGGGUGGGUUUGGGGGCACUCUGGUGAUUUUGGGGUGUCUCUGGGGGGGUGUCCCCCCCCUUCUGACCCCCCCUGGUCCCCCAGAUGCCCUGAGGGAGACCCGUAGGUACAACGUGGGGGACAAGGAGGUGCUGGGCACCAGCCCGGCCGCGCUGGAGCACUUCCACAUGAAACUGUUCCGUGCCCAGAGGAACCUCUACCUGGCUGGCUUCGCCCUGCUGCUCUCCUUCCUCCUGAGGCGCCUGGUGACGCUGAUCUCGGCCCAGGCUGCCCUGGGUGCCUCCAGCCAGGCGUUCCGCAAGCAGGCCGAGGGCGCCAGCCAGGCCGCACGGCAGUACCUGGAGGACAACGACGCCCUCAGGAAGGUACAGA
This is a messenger RNA of Pyrgilauda ruficollis (rufous-necked snowfinch), 426 nucleotides long. RefSeq names its product B-cell receptor-associated protein 31-like. Gene Ontology annotation, cellular component: endoplasmic reticulum membrane; endoplasmic reticulum. Gene Ontology annotation, biological process: endoplasmic reticulum to Golgi vesicle-mediated transport; intracellular protein transport. Lineage: Eukaryota; Metazoa; Chordata; Aves; Passeriformes; Passeridae. The record is from RefSeq and is a predicted model, not a curated record. The annotation marks the transcript as partial. The transcript has 2 exons.